AUGGCACCACAAGACACAUUUAUCGAUGAGGAGGACGACACAUGUCCCCUCUGCAUCGAGGAGUUUGAUCUCUCAGAUAGAAACUUCAGACCAUGCCCAUGUGGCUAUCAGGUGUGCCAGUUUUGCUUCAACAACAUCAAGAUGAACAUGAAUGGCUUGUGCCCUGCUUGCCGGCGACCUUAUGAUGAGAAGACAAUCCAGUGGAAGGUCGUGACACAGGAAGAUACUAGAAUCGCCGAGUUCAGGGCCAACAUUCAGAAGAAUCAGAAGAAGAGAGCUGCCGAGCAGCGGCAAAAAGAAGUACAAAAACGGGAGGCUGAGAAGGAGAAUCGCAAGAACCUUGUUGGCGUCCGAGUCGUCCAGAAGAAUCUGGUCUACGUCACAGGACUGACACCGACUGUCCGGGAAGACGAGCUGCUCAAGACCCUGCGAAAGCAAGAGUUCUUCGGCCAGUACGGCAAUAUCCAAAAGAUUUCCAUCAGCAACCGGAAAAGCUCCGACGGCCAGAACCAGUCACUGGGAAUCUACGUCACCUUUGAGAAGAAAGAGGACGCAGCUCGCUGCAUCCAAGCAGUUAACGGCUCCCAGAACGGUGACAGGGUUCUGAGAGCACAGCUUGGCACCACCAAGUACUGUUCGGCAUGGCUCCGCCAUGAACAGUGCACCAACCGGCAAUGCAUGUUUCUCCAUGAGCUUGGGGAUGAGGAGGAUAGCUAUACUCGCCAAGACCUCUCUUCCAUGAACAGCAUCAAUACCCAGCGCCCCUUGCCAAGUGGCGCUUCUUCAUCCCGUUCUGCUUCGAGGCAACAGGUUCAUGGCCAACCACCUCAGCCAACUGCCCAGCCUAUGGCUCGUACCGGCAGCAAGGAUGGUUCCGAGAAUAGCGAUGGAUCUGCUUUGCCCUCAUCAGCUAAUUGGGCUCGCAAUCCUCAGGUUCGCAGCCGCCGGGGUAGCUAUGCCACAAGCGGCGCGGCCCCCAGUCCCGCCAUCUCGAAUGCUUUACCUGUCACGGCCGAGGCACCCCAAGAAGCCAUUGAAGAGGGCUCCCAGGACGAGAUACUCGCUCCCUUGACGGAGAGCCACUCGACCGGCGGCGAUUCGGCUGCUUCGACGCCGGCCGAGGCUCCAGGGCCAAAUCCUCAUCCUGAAGACGUUACUUUCCGCCGGCUCUUGAAGUCAUUGGAGGGCUGCUCUAUUUGCUUCCCGACCAUUGAUGGCGACCAAUCCGAUUAUCCACCCCUCUUCGAUGUCCGAGGUUGGGAAAAGCGACGACUCAUGCGAGAGGAUGACUCGACUCGGCUCGGCGAGGAUCACCAGCAACAAGUAGACGUGCGUGAGCCAUCUGAAGGCGAACCGGAGAGCAGCGGCAGCUUGGCUCUAGGCGGGGAGCCGGAGGAUCGAGAACAUGGGCGAGAUGUGCAUGGCUACGAUGCCCGAAGAGGAGCAACCCAACCACCCAUCCAACGAUCCGGCAACGACGGGCUCUUUGGGCCCACUCUCAGUUCUACUUUCGGCCAGUCUUCCUCCACCAUGGGUUCGAUCGGUAGCCGCACAUCGACGCCUCAGCAACAGGCGUUCAUCCGUCCCCAAGGGGCGUUCGCCGAUCAUCUUCCCCCCGGGAUAUCGACACCGUCGUCAACACUCUUCCAAGGCCAGGGACAUAGUCGGCAAGGAUCGCGGUUUAGCUUCGCAGCCCAGAACGAGAACCAGAACGUCUCGUCAUCGACGUCGGUCAAGCUGGCGGCGAAUCCGAGAAUCAUGGCACAGCAGUCAUCCAUGAUGCCUUCUUCGUUCCACUCCCAGCCGGGCAGCCAGUAUUAUGCUAGCUCGAUGCCGGGACCCCCUCCGGGGCUCAAGUCGACGGGCACCCCGCCAAACAUGUUUGGACAAGGCCACGGGUUUGGGGCUUCGGGAUUCGGUGGCGCGGCAAAGGAUUCAAACGAACUACUGCAGAGCCUCAUCCGCGGUCGCGGGACCGGCAGCCAGGCUCAUGAGGCUGGGAAGCGUGAGUACAUGUUUUCUUCAUUUCCUAAUCAGUACCCACCCUCCACCUCCUCCACCCCAGCUCCUGCUUCGGGCCUCCUGGCAUCGCUCUACGGUCCCCAGCCUGGAGCCUUCCAAGACUUUGGCUCAAAGCAGAAGAAGAAGGGGAAGAAGCACAGACACGCUAACACUUCCUCCUCGAGGGGGAGUGUCUUAGUAGAUCUUGCGGACCCGAGUAUCCUGCAGGCGAGGAUGCAGCACCAGCAGCAACAGAGCAAUGCCGCAGUCGGACAAGGGCUGUUUGGAGGCCAGUCGCAAGAAGACGAACUGCCUUCACUAGAUGAAGCUACCAGUAGUGUAGAUGCGCUUGUUUCAGAUGAACCGGCGCCUGACACAAGUCGCCGCCUCGGAGGUGGCUUCGAGGUGUUCCAUGCUCCUCCGGUGACACCGGCAAUCCCACCUGGUCUGGGGCUUCCACAUGGUCAUCCGUCCCCAGCUGUGUCGCACUCCCUCGCCCAAGGAACCCUCAUCGGUCGGCAAACCCCGCCCGCAGUCGCAGUACCAGUUACACCACUCAUACCUCCCUCCCGUCUCAUGAGCAGUCAGGGCGGGAAGGCCGUUACCCCUGCAAUGGGAUCGGAGGCGAAGAAGACCAUACAAGAUUUGGCUCUAGAGUCUGGCCUCUCGAAAGAUAUCGCUUCCCAAGCUUCAAAGUCCAAAUCGAACAAGCUCCUGGAAGACGAAGAUUUCCCUGCCCUCGAUACUCGGAAGCCCAGCGGGCCAUCACAGAGCACUACUGCGGCAGCGAAAUCGAAACCGACCUCGACCAAGGCUGCCACUGUUGCGGCUAAGAAGCCUGUCGAUAAAUUCGAGAACAAACCUAGCCGGGAAGCCGUUGCUGAGUCGUCGGUCGGUUCAGCUUACAAGCCAGAAUCGCGAGCCAAUCAGAAGAAACCGACGCCGGGGGUCUCGAACAUCGCGGUUCCUACCAAAACUUCACAGGCCAGGCUACCUGACUCGCAACUGACUGCAGACAAACCUACCGCCAAGGAUUCCGCGUUCCCCGCUUUGCCUACACCGACAAUGACUUCGGUCUCGUCCCCCAUCGCGCGGAACGCGCCCAAGACGCUUCGAGUUGUGCCCACACCGAAGAGCGAAGUCCCGCCCCCCACUUUUGCCGGAGCAACAGGGGGGGCAGUGUUUGGUGGACCUUCGUUGCGCUCCGCUGUCUCUAUGCGACCGGAAACACCUGCGAGCGAAUUAAUCUCUGAUAGCGCCUCGAUCAUAUCCGCGUCAAUUUCCGCGUCGCGGACGAGCUCACCGCCUCCAACCAAGGUGGGAACUGCGCCCGUUCGUUCGACAACCAAGAGCCAGCAGCGGAAAGCAAGAAAGGAGGCUCUAAAGAAAGACGCUGCGGUGAUUACCGUACAGCCCAAGCAGGAGGCCGAAGUGGAGCUCGGACCCAUUCUCGGCAGAAAGAAGAAGCAGAAAAAGGAAAUGACGGGUAGCUCAACUGCUACACCCGUAGAAAGUCGUUCUGGAACACCGGUGCCGGAUGCACCGCAACCGUCUCCUGUGGAGGAAUCGAAGCCGACGAAGGAGUUAAAGCCAACGAAGGAAUCUGCGAAGGACGCGAAGCCGACCCAGGACGCGAAGCCAGUCCGGGAGGAGUCGUCGACAUAUCGCUCAACAGCCCACGAGACGACAACCUUGACGGAAGAGAAGCCGCCGCAGAGAAAGAAGGCUGCGGAUAUCAAGGGCAAGGCCAGAGAAGCCGUGAGCUCGGAGCAAUCGCUGCCCAAUUCGACGAUGACCGCUACAGCGCCUGCGACACAGCCUCUGCCAAGUCCUGCGUCUACUCUGCUAGACCUCCAAAGUGCCGGUGUCCUCCCAAAGGUGGUCGACAAUCUCGCCUUCGCCAAGCCAGUGCCCGGCCUUAAUGAUAGGCAUAGACAUGACCACCCUCCAAGCAUUUCGGCGGCAGAUAUAGCGACGCCCAUACCCACGAAGUCCAUUGUCACGGAGGAGGAUCAAGCUGCGUUGUUGGCGGGCAAGCCGGUUCGAAAAGUGAUCGACGGCGUGCGGAUCCUGCUAACACCCAAUGGCGACUGUGUGCGAAACCUCAGCGAGGAGGAAGAGGAUACCUUUUUGGAACUCCAAGCGCGAGUAGCUGAAGCAGCGGCCAGCCCCGCAGCUUUCGUGUCAUCUCGCCACGAGCCCGCCGGUGGCUUCAGCCUCAUCAAGGGAAGGGCUGUCCCAAACGGGCCACCAGGAUAUUUCCCCCAGGCGCCAGGGGCCUACCCCUCGGACCCUGUAAGCAAGAUCCACCGAGAGGAGGCCAUCUACUACAUCAACCAGUACGUCCUGCCACGGCUGAAUCUGGGCACCAUCAACUUGGAAUUCCCCGGCUCGUGGAAGUCGACAUUCCCGGACGGGAAAGUCAACGUGGCCGCGACCGUGGCCAACCUCAACUCCUUCGCCCCGUGGAUAUACAGGAGCGGUCCCGGUGCGGACGACACCGCGCCUCCGGAACUGAGCUACCCGGCUCCGAUCGGAGGACUGUCCAACACGUCUACGCACCCAGGUCUCGCGUCCGUGCUGGAAAUCACCGCCAGCGGCGUGCUGGGUCCAAGCCCGGACGCCGUCUCCGCCCCACCUUCCCACAGCAACGCCGGUGUGGCCGGCAAGUCCGGCCCGACCAUGGCACCCAGUCCCUUCGGAAGCGUCCCGCUCAUGAGUCUUGAGGACGCAGAGCAAGGGCUGGCAGCGGCGCGCAAGGAGACGGAGAAGCUGGAGAAGAGCCUCAACCAGUUGAUUAAGAGGAACAGGCGGCUCUUCACCAUCAGCAGCGGCGGCGGGAGCCAUUGA
This is a messenger RNA of Phialemonium atrogriseum, 4851 nucleotides long. RefSeq names its product general negative regulator of transcription subunit 4. The record is from RefSeq and is a predicted model, not a curated record. The coding region runs from base 1 to 4851 and encodes 1616 amino acids. NCBI's taxonomy places the organism in Eukaryota, Fungi, Ascomycota, Sordariomycetes, Cephalothecales, Cephalothecaceae. The transcript is spliced from 6 exons. Gene Ontology annotation, molecular function: ubiquitin-protein transferase activity; RNA binding. Gene Ontology annotation, biological process: protein ubiquitination. Gene Ontology annotation, cellular component: CCR4-NOT complex.